AGGAAGAGGUGGAGCACCUGCGCCAUCUGAUGAAACCCUUUGCCUGGACUAGUUCUGCUGCGUUUUCUGGUGUACGGUCUCUUGACAAUACUGUACAGUGCUGUAUAAACACAGAAACCACACAAAGCCACAGCUCAUCCUUAGUGCACAGCAAACGGUCACUAAAAUUUGAAGAAUGCCUCCUAAAAGAAAGGCGUCCUCAUCCACCAAAGCAAGGGGCAAAAAGGUGAAGGUGGAGCCAGAGGCUCCAGAAGAUACCUUCAAAUCGGUUAAGGAGGCCCUAAAGGCUGCUCCGAAAGACAAGGCAAAGUGCAAGGCAAAGAUCGAUGCUACUUGUGAAAUGAGCAGGGACGCUGCAGCCGAGAUUUAUGAAGAUUAUGACUGCAUGCUCAACCAGACCAACAUUGGAAACAACAACAAUAAGUUUUAUAUCAUUCAACUAAUAACGUCGGGGAAAAGAUUCUUCAACUGGAAUCGAUGGGGCCGUGUGGGUGAAGUCGGUCAAUCGAAGCUUACACCAUUUGUUGGAGUAUCUGAAGCAGUGAAGGACUUUGAGAAGAAGUUCAAAGACAAGACGAAGAACGAUUGGAACAAGAGGGACAGUUUCACGCCACACCCUGGGAAAUACACCCUGAUUGAAGUAGAGGGGGAAGAGGAGGCUGAGGUCAAGAUUGAUACUGUUGAUGGAGUUAAAAAGGAAGCGCUCCCUUGCACACUGGACAAACCCACCCAGGAGCUCAUCAACCUCAUCUUCAGCAAUGACAUGUUUAAUAAUGCCAUGGAGACAAUGAACCUGGACAUUAAGAAGAUGCCAUUGGGAAAGCUGAGCAAGGCACAGAUCGCCAAGGGGUUUGAGGCUUUAGAGGAGCUUGCAGAGUCCAUGAAGAAGAGGACUUCCAAGAGUAAGCUGGAAGAGCUCUCCUCAAAGUUCUACACCAUCAUCCCUCACAACUUUGGGCGCAUGAGGCCGCCAGUUAUAGACACCCUGGAAAUAAUAGCCGCCAAAAAAGAGAUGCUUCUGGUUCUGGCGGAUAUUGAACUGGUUCAAAGUCUCCAGGCAGAAAAGGACAAAGUUAAGGUGGAGGAGAUUGAAGCGGUGCCUCACCCACUCGACCAGAACUAUCUGCUUCUGAAAUGUAACCUUUCACUGAUGGCUAAACCUUCCAAAACAUACAAGGUAAUACAGAAAUACCUUGAUGAAACUGGACAAUCGGGGAGAAAACUCCAGCUUCUCAAUGUGUGGGAGGUUGACAGGGAAAAGGAGGACGAUCGCUUUCAAGCUCAUGAUAACCUAGACAACCGUCGUUUGCUGUGGCACGGGACCAACGUUGCCGUUGUCGCGGCGAUCCUGAAGAGCGGUCUCAGGAUCAUGCCACAUUCCGGGGGUCGUGUAGGAAAGGGAAUUUACCUAGCAUCUGAGAACAGCAAGUCUGCAUGUUACGUUCGACCCUCUGCCAAUAAUACAGGGAUCAUGUUCCUUACUGAGGCUGCGCUUGGGAACGAGUUCAGUAUUGCAAAGGAUGAUUCCUCGCUGGAGGCGGCACCAGAAGGGUAUGACAGUGUGGUGGCACGGGGCAUGACAGAACCAGACCCUUCCAAGGAUACAGAGAUCAUUCUGGAUGGCAGGAAAGUGGUUGUUCCUCAGGGGAAGCCUAUUCCUCAGCCGAAGUACAAAGACAGCUACUUCAAUCAGAGCGAGUACCUUGUCUACAAGGAGAGCCAGUGCCGGAUUCGGUACCUCCUGGAACUGAAGUUUUGAGCACCACUGUACUUUAUUUUCACCAUCGAUGAAUAGUAUGCAUAGCCUGUUCCUCUUAAAGAUAUGGUGAAUUAUCUUAUGACAGGGGCAAGUGUCCUAAAGGAACGGUGUAAUCGUAAGUGUGAGUUUAAAACAUUGCUGUUAGCAUAACAUUUGCUCCCCUCUCCCAAAACAAAAGCAAUGUAUCUCUGUUAUUGCAGAACGGGUAUACCAAUGACUUUUUCUGCUGUUCAUUAAUGAUAAGACACUUUCUGCAAACCCCUUUAUCAGCAGCCUAUUUAAAAAAAUGAAUAUAUAUAUAUAUAUAUAUAUAUAUAUAUAUAUAUAUAUAUAUAUAUAUAUAUAUAUAUAUAUAUAUAUAUAUAUAUAUAUUACUAAUAGGACGGAAUAAAUGAAGGACAAACAGUACAGCCGUUGCAUGGUGUAGUAUACAGAACAUGUGAACUAAACAGCCAUUUAAGUUCAUAUAGUCGUAGCAACAUUUGCUAUAGUAAUGGCACACAAAGUUACAUGAUAGAAUGACAUUAUAGAAGAGAACUAGAAUUAAUGCAGCUAGGUGUCCUAUAUGAAAAGCAUGCUUUACAAGUAAUGCUUUGAACUGUUUUGCACACCAGCACCAUUUUCGGCAAGUAAAAGUGAAGAAGAUUUGCCAUUGCUUUUUGUUUUUUUUGUUUUUUUCAGAUGUGCUUUUCUGUAUGUGAUUUUCAGUUGAUAGAAAAAAGGGCAAGACCCAUAUUUAAGGAAUUGUGCACUAGGUUAAAUGAGACCCCUGUUACCAUGGCAGCAAGGUUAUAUCUCUGAUUUAUGUUUUGCCAGAGGAAAUGGCAGAUGUUUCUUUUAUAACACGCUCCUUAAUUUUGCCUUAUGUUCUGUAUCCCUUCUUUUGUACAGGUUAUACUCUUUGUUUUCGAAGUCUAGUAGAUACGGUAAUUCAUAUUUAUAAUUUGCUUUGUGAAAACUGUCCAAUGUUGCUGUGAACAAGAAGGCAAGUAAUGUGCCAGGGAAAUGUGAGUUAAGGUUUGGCAGGUCUUUUGUGAAAUGAUCAGAAUAUAAGAAUUAUGUGCAGUAAAUUCCGAAGGACCUUUUAUAACAUUUAGGUUUGUGGGAGGCAGAAACUCAUAUCUUGAGUUUGUCUGAAUUCUUCACCAGAUCCUUAGUUUAAUGUUGUAUGCUGAACUGUUACAGUACAUUGUAAUGUAUAUGUUUUAAACAAGCAAUGGAUUAUUAGCAUAGUUUAUACGGCAUGUAGUAAAAUACAUAGGAACCUCUAUUUCUUGACUGUGCUUAUGCUAAUGUAUAGGCAUCACUAAAGUAGUUAGUGAAUAUCAGAGUGAUAAUGCACAUGCCACUGUUAUGUGGGUCAUUGUUUUUGUUGGGAGAAAAAUCUGUUAUUUAAUUAUUGUUCCCUAUUUAUAAAGCUAUAGCUUGUGGUAUUUAAACAAGUUUUUCCAAAGUCUCUUGUUAUUUUUAAAUACAGCUAAAAAAAAAAAAAUAGAAUCUUUUGAUAACACUAGUUAUGCCUUAAUAUUAGUAGGGUCCAUACUGAAACAAAAAUAUUAAAUUAUUUGAAUGCAUUCCCUUUUUAAAUGUGGAUUCUGAAUCACUGCCUGUAGCAGUUUCUGCCAAAGGAUUAUUGUUACAAUCAGUUAGAAAUCAUGACCAGUAAUACUUUCAGUUGCGGUCCAAAGCAAUUUGCUGUAACACAGGCCAUUUUGCAUCUGUAAUUUCCUGUCUAAUGAAGAGUGCUUGCUGCUACCAUGUGUAACACUUACUAUUUGUAUGUAUGUGUCUAUGCAUACCGAUUCCUUAACCUUUUGCUGUUGAAAAUGUGCUGAAAUUAAAAAAGCCUGCCCCCACACCCAUUGUGUAUACAGCAAAGUGCCUUUAGUUGAGUCCCCUCUGUUCUGUGUUCUAGUCUGAAGAUGUAUCAUGAAUAUGAGUGCUAGGUAAUGAAAGGUCUUGUUAUAAGAUGAUACUGUGGGUGAAGUCAUGCAGUAAAGGCGAUUGGGUUGAAUUGUGGUUAUAGUUGUAUUUGUAGAGUUGAAAUAAUAAACAAAAAUGUUGUUUCUCUU
This is a messenger RNA of Acipenser ruthenus (sterlet), 3831 nucleotides long. RefSeq names its product protein mono-ADP-ribosyltransferase PARP3-like. The record is from RefSeq and is a predicted model, not a curated record. The transcript has 11 exons. The coding region runs from base 176 to 1759 and encodes 527 amino acids. Gene Ontology annotation, molecular function: NAD+ poly-ADP-ribosyltransferase activity. Gene Ontology annotation, cellular component: site of double-strand break. Lineage: Eukaryota; Metazoa; Chordata; Actinopteri; Acipenseriformes; Acipenseridae.